Messenger RNA from Cyprinodon variegatus (sheepshead minnow), 3419 nucleotides. RefSeq names its product HNF1 homeobox B (gene hnf1ba). The record is from RefSeq and is a predicted model, not a curated record. The coding region runs from base 240 to 1943 and encodes 567 amino acids. NCBI's taxonomy places the organism in Eukaryota, Metazoa, Chordata, Actinopteri, Cyprinodontiformes, Cyprinodontidae. Gene Ontology annotation, biological process: liver development; regulation of transcription by RNA polymerase II; insulin secretion. Gene Ontology annotation, cellular component: nucleus. The transcript has 10 exons. Gene Ontology annotation, molecular function: DNA-binding transcription factor activity, RNA polymerase II-specific; RNA polymerase II cis-regulatory region sequence-specific DNA binding.
ACACAUUUACAUCAGCCGGCCCACUCAUUACCAUGUUUUAUAUCCUCCUGCGCGCAGAAAGCAUCAUGGCAAAGCGGCUCCAUCCUCCCCUCCUACUGAGAAGUCAUUGAACUUUCGGAGCAGGUGUCGCGCACAGAAACUCCCCCCCCAAAAAUCCUGGAACUUUAUUUAUUUUAAACUUAUUAUUCGAUUUUAAUCAGAAUUCAUUUUGACCAUCCCGUGCUUAUGUCGUGUUUUUAAUGUUCUCCAAAAUGGUUUCAAAGCUGACGUCCCUGCAGCAGGAGCUCCUGAGCGCCCUGCUGGACUCAGGAGUCACCAAAGAUGUUCUGAUCCAGGCGCUGGACGACAUGGACCCCAGCCCGCCGCCGCCGCAGGGCUUCGGGGUGAAGAUGGAGAACAUGUCCAUGUCGCCGGAUAAAAUGAACGGCGCCGACUCGGACUCCAAGCCCGUCUUCCACACGCUGACCAACGGACACGUCAAGGGAAAGCUGUCCGGGGACGAGGGCUCCGAGGACGGGGACGACUACGACACACCGCCGAUCCUAAAGGAGCUGCAGUCGCUGAACACGGAGGAGGCCGCGGAGCAGCGCGCGGAGGUGGACCGCAUGCUGGCAGAGGACCCAUGGCGAGCUGCUCGUAUGAUCAAAGGUUAUAUGCAGCAACACAACAUCCCCCAACGGGAAGUGGUGGACAUAACGGGGCUGAACCAGUCUCACCUCUCCCAGCACCUCAACAAAGGCACGCCCAUGAAAACUCAGAAGCGAGCUGCUCUCUACACCUGGUACGUCAGGAAGCAGCGGGAAAUUCUUCGACAGUUUAACCAGGCAGCACAAGCUUCUGUCGGCAGUUUGUCUGACAAAGGCAGCCAGGAUCCAGCCUUUUUCUACCCUGAGUACAACACGUCGGGUCCGGGCAUGGGUCAGUCUAACGAGGAGGUCGGCAGUGAGCCCCUUAGUAAAAAGAUGAGGCGGAACCGUUUCAAAUGGGGUCCUGCGUCCCAGCAAAUCCUGUACCAGGCCUACGAGCGGCAGAAAAAUCCCAGCAAGGAAGAGAGGGAGGCUCUGGUGGAGGAGUGCAACAGAGCUGAGUGUCUUCAGAGAGGUGUCUCCCCCUCCAAAGCUCAAGGACUCGGCUCUAAUCUGGUCACCGAAGUGAGAGUUUAUAACUGGUUUGCCAACAGACGCAAGGAGGAAGCUUUCAGGCAAAAGUUGGCCAUGGAUGCCAUCCAUGCCCCCUCGCACGGCAUCAACCCUCUGCUGUCGCACAGCUCACCUCAUCAUCCCCAGACCAGCGCUUCACCUCCAAUGCGUUACAGCCAAGGGCCUGGCGAAGUGUCCUCCUCCACCGCCAUCAGUCACCACAGCAACAACAGCCAGUCGGUGCUACAGCAGGUGUCUCCGGGAGGACUGGACCACAGCCACAGCCUGCUCUCACCUGAUGCCAAGAUGAUUUCAGGCUCAGGUGGAGGACUUCCUCCAGUCAGCACACUGACAAACAUCCACAGUUCCCAUCACAGCCACCAGCAGACACAGAACCUAAUUAUGCCUCUGUCUGGAGUCAUGGCUAUAGCACAGAGUUUAAAUACGUCACAGUCUCAGACGGUGCCAGUGAUCAACAGCGUGGCAGGGAGUCUCGCAGCUCUCCAGCCGGUGCAGUUUUCCCAGCAGCUCCACAGCCCCCACCAGCAGAGCUUGAUGCAGCAAUCUCCCAGCCACAUGAGCCAGCAGCCGUUCAUGGCCACAGUUUCACACUCACACAUGUACUCCCACAAACAAGAGCCCCCUCAAUAUUCUCACCCAUCACGUUUCCCCCCCGCCAUGGUGGUCACAGACGCCAACAGCAUCAGCACCCUCAGCUCAAUGUCCUCUAGCAAGACGGACGCUCCUGUAAACAAGAUGGUGCAACUCGGGGGUCUCUCCUGGUGUCCUCUUCAAGCUUGGUGAGAGCUUCCAACCGACUUCCCCGCUGCUCGGCAACCGGAGCACAUUUUUUCACCCCCUCGCUGAGGUUAACAUGAUAACUCUUAAUGGCCUGCCGCGUGCUGGACAACGAGUUAGUCAACAAACAUGGAUGAGCGGCGGCUGAGCAGGCGAGGCUGUGGAAGGGAGACAUUGGGGACAGAGUCUGGAUCCACCUCUGCAGCGCAUGAAUGAUCAACAAGGAUGUUUAUGAUUCAAACUUAAAUCUUUAAAAAAAACAGUGUUCAGUUGAAAAAGGAAAAAAAAAGUCAUCUUCUGUCGUCACACCAAGGAACAAAAGCACCAGAAAAGAAAAAAAACUCUGUUGACCUUAAAAAAAGGACUGGAUGACUUAAACUGGGAAAAUGAAGACAUUGAAAAAGAGAGGACUGGGGACACGUUGUCUGCACUCAAGUGACCCUCCUGACAAUCACAACCACUAUUGAUCUUCUGCAUACGUUUCUUUCUGGUCUUUAAAGGAGUCUUCCAUGUUUUUCUUUCACACUAGGUUUACUCUAUCAGCAUUACUGCAAAUUAUUGCUUUGAGUCAUUCAUUGUGUAUACUGUGAUUUGAAAAGACUUUGACAAUCUUAAAAGGGACUAUGCAAUGCUUUGUAUAACUGGAUUCUGCACAAAACUCCACACACUUGAGGCUGGAAGGAAAUAUGCACUAUAUAGCUGAUGUAUAUUCUUAAAAAAAAAAAAAAGGUGUAAAAAUAACAACAAAAAAAAGUCCAGAUUUGCCUGUGUGACAAAUAUACCAAAGUGAUUUUUGCCUCAGUCUGGAGAGCACUGACUCACCCUCUAUGCUUUCAAUGGGGCCCUUCCCUUCCAUGGAAACCUCUGGCUCUUGUUUGCUCACAAGCUCAGGUGAAUUUCAGGAAUGGGACUCACCCUUCACCAGCCCUUUAUGUUCUACCCUUUAUCACCCACUUCCUGCCAGCACCGUAAAAUAGGACAAAUAUUGUUAAUAACUCCUUGUCGUGAAUCACGGCUCAAUAUUAAAGAGCCCUCCCUGCUGCCACAUGGAAUAAAAAUAUUGACAGGUAUUCAGAAAGCAAGCAAACAUUAAAGAGGGGACGGGUGUUGUGACAGCUGUGGCUUAAAAAUCAUAUAGGAAUGCUGGAAAAUCUGGGAGUCUGGACCAAUCCGCCCACGGUGACAGUAUUACAGUUCGCUCAGACAGAAAACAUUUUGCUCCAGAGCCAAGUUUAGCCCUCGCCUUCGAUUUUCCCUUUUCGCUACGACUCGACUCAUCACAUCUAGACUCAUCCAGCCUCCUGCUCAUUAAUAGGUCAUCAUGUAGUCGUUAUUGUGACUGUUAUUGGCAUAUCUGAUCAGAGGGCACUUGUACCUGUGUGACCAGACAUGAUUUCUCUCUUUUUUUUCCUCCUCCUAAUGUAUUAUUUUUGUACAAAAUUGAAAUCAAUCAUAAAUCAUUAUUUAUACUUACUGAGAAAA